Molecule: messenger RNA, 2277 nt
Organism: Strongylocentrotus purpuratus (purple sea urchin)
Lineage: Eukaryota; Metazoa; Echinodermata; Echinoidea; Camarodonta; Strongylocentrotidae
Product: deleted in malignant brain tumors 1 protein-like
Exons: 8
Coding region: 444-1985 (513 amino acids)
Cellular component (GO): membrane
Source: RefSeq, a predicted model, not a curated record
AUGAAUAUUGUUUAAUAUUAACAGAACCUCUGAGGACCCGUUUGCGUGGUGGAAGUGGAUCAUUUGAAGGAACAGUUGAGGUUUACUACCAAGAAGCAUACGGUACAGUGUGCGGCGAUGACUGGGAUUUGGAUGACGCCCACGUCGUUUGUCACACACUGGGAUAUCCACGUGCUUCUGCUUAUUACACCAGCGCAAACUUUGGCGAAGGCACAGGGGAAAUUAUCCUGGAUAAUGUGAAUUGCACGGGAUCUGAGUCAAACAUCGCCUUCUGUCAACACAACGGUUACCUAUCUCACAACUGUGAGCAUCGUCAAGAUGCAGGAGUCACGUGUGAAGGCAUUGUUGACGCCAUUUUGAGAGACGGGAGCAGCAGCAGAGAAGGUCGGGUCGAGGUCUACUAUCAAGGAUCAUGGGGUACCGUUUGCGACGAUGGCUUUGGUAUGACUGAUGCGCAUGUAGUUUGUAGAAUGAUAGGUUAUACCUUCGCGGAAUCCUUUUCGUGCUGUGCGGCAUUCGGCCCAGGAACUGGUGACAUUCUCCUGGAUAAUCUCCAAUGUACGGGAGAGGAAGUGACGAUUGGACAUUGUAUGCAGAAUCCAUUUGCAACACGCAUCUGUGGACACAGUAAAGACGUAGGAGUAACGUGCAUUAAACUUCCCGUGCGUCUUGUUGACGGAGCUUCAGCCAAUGAAGGGCGAGUCGAGGUGAACUACCAAGGAUCAUGGGGUACAAUCUGUAAUGACUCCUGGGAUAUCAAAGAUGCUACCGUUGUUUGUCGAAUGCUGGGUUAUACUGGAGUCUCUUCUGCAAUGGUGCGCUUCGGAGAAGCCACAGGUGAUAUCAUCCUCGACAACGUCGGAUGUUACGGGUCAGAAACGCACAUCGCACAAUGCACACAUGGCGGCUACGAGAUCCAUAACUGCGAUCAUUCUGAAGACGUUGGUGUUAUAUGCAGCGGAGAAGCUGAACUCAAGGUUCGCCUCGUAGAAGGUCCGGAUGAGAGCCAAGGUCGUGUUGAGUUGUUCUACUUCGGAUCAUGGGGUACUGUCUGCCAAUACAACUGGACCCCAUUGGACUCGGAAGUGGUCUGCAGAAUGUUAGGAUUCGUCGGGGCUAUAGCAUAUUCAACCUCCUCAUCAUACGGACGUGGGACAGGGGAAGUGAUACUAUAUCGUCCGAGAUGCUCUGGAAAAGAAUCGAGUCUUCUUGAGUGUGAUCCAUUUUAUGAUCUGGGUAUCACUUAUUUGUUUUGCAGUGGACAUGCAACAGAUCUCGGAGUUUCAUGCUUAAAACCGGAUGAUUUCCGGGUGCGUUUGGUCGGCGGAAGAUCUGACAAAGAAGGCCGUGUUGAGAUUCUAUACCUUGGUACUUGGGGGACAGUGUGUGAUGACAACUGGGACCUAAAUGAUGCCAACGUGGUUUGCAGAAUGCUCGGCUACGAACGGGCGGAGAACUUCUCCUGUUGCGCUGCCUUUGGACUAGGAUCUGGGCCUAUUGUUCUGGAUGAAGUGGAAUGCGAGGGUACAGAACCAAACAUAGGCCAUUGUCGAAGGAGUGAUUACGAAACCCAUGACUGUGAUCACUCGGAGGAUGUUGGUGUCUCAUGCAUCGAACAUGAAGUGGAACAGGAAUCCUCUACAACCGUGACACCGAAUGGCAGUGAAAUGGGUCUAUCCCAGCCUGCCAAAUUUGGUUUAAUUGGAUUCCUCUCCGUUGCAGUUAUUGGUAUCCUUUUGGGUUGUAUCUUCAUGACAUUAAUGGUGCGGAAGUACAGGAGAUCAGCAAAUCAGGCUAGUAGUCAGCAGCAAGAGACAGCGAAACAAAACAGUUACAACGGACCACAACAUGGUGAGGAAGGUUGCUUGGAACUUAACGUUGUCCCUCCCAAGCUACCAGAGAGAUCUUCACGAGAUCAGGGUGAAUUAUACGAAACGCCACGACAUGCUGACGAUGGAGAUGUUUAUGAAGAUAUUAAGAUCUAAGAAGAAGAAGAAGAUUUUGUUUAAUAGUAGUACUACUAUUGUUCUUCUUUUCUCCCUUUACCUCUCCCCUUUCCAUUUCUCUACUCUUAUCACUCUUUCUACCUCUCUACCCGUCUGCCUUUUAUGUUUUACCUCCUUUUUCUCUCUCUUUUAGUUAUUUUUCUCUGUUCUGAAAAUAUAUAUACAUUUUGAAGAACAACGUAAUUCUUGACCAUUUUAAUCGUUCUUUAUAUUUUUCAUUUGCUUUUUUAAUUCACUUUUAUGUGUAAUUAUUUGAACCUGCAAGAUUUAA